UCUCAGAGCUCCUCCUCGAGAAAAAUCGGAGGGGAAAAGGGUUUAAGUCAAGGGUUUAUCCAUCGAAAUGUUUCCGGAAAAUCCAGAUUCUGAUCAAAGCAUAUCAGAAGAAGAAGAUUGGCCUGAGAAUUGUAUGUCAUUAGGUGGAGCUACUGAGAAGAAGGAGGGAUUUCAAAUUCAAUCACAGCUUGAGUUGCUCAUAGGUACAUAUGAAGCGGAUCACGGAAGGAAAACAGCAAAUUUGUCACAUGAGAAGCAAACAGGUUUCUCUUUUGAAGAUGAUGAUGGGGGUCACUUGAUCCUCUCUCCAAGGAAGGGAUCUAAAUGCGACUCAGAGGAAGAGAGGAUCUAUGAUGAUGAGGGAAACAAAUUCUCAACUUUUCCCCUCAACUCUGGGGCUAAAAAUUUCAAGAAAGUUGAUCUUCACAAAUUUGGAAGUGAAAAGCAAGAUGGAGACACAUGGUCUGCAGUAACUAAAGAAACUGAGGAACUAGUUCACUUAAAUGAAAAUGCUGGGUGUUCAUCAUCCCAUGUGUCCUAUUCCAGGGGAAACAAAUUCUCUAAAGGUGGCAAAACUAAAGCCAAGCCCAAAUUUUCGUUCCGCUUUCAGUCGAAUAAGGAAGAUUCAUUUGGGCCUUUUAUUACUAAUGAAAAAGGCAGCAGGUCAUCCGAGGUUGAUCAGGUGCCUGAAGGACUAGAAGCUAUUGAACAUAAAACCAUGGAAGGUGCAAUAGCUGAGUUUGUGGAUGAUUUUCAUGGAGAAAAGUUAAAGGAGACUGAGAUUCAUGCAGUGCAAGGUGACCGAACAGUUGGACAUGGUUGUAGCAAGUAUUCAGUGGCUGAGCUUCUAAAUGACCUCCAGGAAAAAAAUGGGCUGCUGGGAGGGAAAUCUAAAAUGUGUUGUAGAAGAAAAGGCAGAAGGGUACAGCUUGUUAUUAAGAAAAAUAUUUCCACAUCAGAAGAUAGAACCAUGCAAAAUGAAGACCCAGAUGAGCCUAUGGCUAGUGGACCAUCGACUGAUGAUGAGGCCAAUAUGCAAACUACAAGGCUUAAUGUCUCAGAAGCUGAAAGAAAAACUAUGGCAGAUAGAUUUCAUGAUGCUCUAGGUGCAGCCUCUGUAAAUGAUGAGGCUUCCCUUUUUGUGGUGCCUAAACCAUCGGGCACUGGGUUGUUUGGAAAGUUGCAGCGAGUAAUGCAGAGUGAAAAGGAAAGAGACAUGAAUUUCUUGAAGAAGUUACAAAUAGGAGCUAGUCCAAAUUAUGAAGCAAGCUGCAUUGAUGUGAAAAUCCUGUCACGGUUCUUUGAGGCGAAGCUGACUGUUUGCAAUUGCUCUUUGGUUGAAAAUGAAGAGAGUUCCCAACAGGGAGAGAGCUACCAAAUAUUGAAGGAAUGCCGAAGAAGGCUAAAUACAGUCAUCUUUAGCUCAAGAACUUGUGGUGAUGUUGAGCUUGAGGUUGCGAAUUUGAUCCGUAUUCAUCCCCCCUGGAAAGAGGUACAAGUAACAGGAAGCGACAAGAUAAUCAUCUUGGCUACAUAUUUCUCCCAGAUGUCAAUUUGAUCAGUCUGGUUUCACCAAAGGAAAAAGGGAUUGUAGCAUGACAGACCAUGAUGGUGUUGUACAAGAAUUCUACUAAAUCAAGGAGGAAUAAGACAUUGAAGGGCAACACUUUACAUGGAUUUACUCGAAAAGAUGGAGCAUCUCCUAAGAAUGCAAUUCAAAGGCAUUGAGCUCACCCCAACUUGGAAAUGUCAAAUUUGGGUUGGGAAAUUUCAAUUAUGUAAUUUUGAAUAUCUCAUUCAACUUCACCAAACAAAGAAAUAUGCUAAUAUUUGAUGUAAUACAACUAUUUUCUUACAUUUCUAUUUU
Molecule: messenger RNA, 1867 nt
Organism: Vitis riparia (riverbank grape)
Lineage: Eukaryota; Viridiplantae; Streptophyta; Magnoliopsida; Vitales; Vitaceae
Exons: 15
Coding region: 68-1558 (496 amino acids)
Source: RefSeq, a predicted model, not a curated record